This is a messenger RNA of Chaetomium strumarium, 1243 nucleotides long. RefSeq lists its product as uncharacterized. The record is from RefSeq and is a predicted model, not a curated record. Bases 431 to 973 code for a protein of 180 amino acids. The transcript has a single exon. Lineage: Eukaryota; Fungi; Ascomycota; Sordariomycetes; Sordariales; Chaetomiaceae.
CAAGAGGCGGGAAGAGAACUCCAACUUUCUUAAUGGCAAUUGGCUCUCACAUUCAAUAUUGAGCCACAUUCGACCAGUAUCGGGUGCUCUUGUGCAGCAAGGCUGUGAGGAUGCGUACCCUAUUCGUGCGCUGUACGGACCAUCUGAAUCAUCCUUGGCUGCUGCCCUUUCCUCCCACAUAACAUGACGAGAAUGCCAAUAGGCUGCUAGCAUUCCUUGAGGAAGAAGGGUGAAGAGAUGGAAGCAGAGAGGACCGAGUAUUUCUAUAUAAUGGUGGUCACUCUCACAAGUCGAGCCUGAGUUCUCUCUCCUUUCUUCCUCUCUAAACACACAAGACGAGAACCCCUUUCCCUCCUCUUUGCAGAACCAAACUGGUACCAAACUCUUACUCAUUGCCCUCGUCCCCCAUCCAACCAUCCCAGCAGUCACAAUGGCCACCUCUGUGGAGGACUUCAAGCAUAGUACAGGUGCGGGCGGCGCCAAGGCCAUCGUCAACAACGAGCCCACCGGCGGCUCCAGCACCCACAACCCCAAGGCCUUCGACUUCACCGAUGGCCUGCACCCGGUCGAGGAGAUCACCGUCUGGGUCGCCGACGGAAGCGGCAACUACCACAACCGGAAGCUGAUCAAGGCGCUGAAGGUCAAGUACCGGAACAACGGCGAGACGACUGACAAGAUCGGCAACGAGACGGGAACCUCGUACACGUUCACAUUCGACAAGGGCGACAAGGUCGAGUCGCUGGUCCUGUGGACGGGAGACCGCGUGGACAGGAUUGAGCUCAAGGUCGCGAAUCGCAAGGACUCGUGGAUUCAUGGCGGCACCGACACCUCGGACGGAAAGGGCGGCACGGCUCACGAGCAGGAGCUGGGGAAUGGCAUCCUGCUUGGCUUCAAGGGCAAGGCUGAUGACAAUGAGCUUCUCUCUCUUGGCGCGAUCUUUCAGGAGAACGCUGAUGUACGCACGACGUCUUGAUCAGCUUUGGGGUAGGCCCGGCGAGUACUACUACUAGUAGGAAUCAGAUGCCGGUUGGAUUGGUAGUGCGAAUAACAUCACGUUGCGUCUUUCUUAAAUCAUCUGUCGUCUUUUUCGCCUUUAGCCGUGCGUGCUCUUAGCGCAGAAUGUGCACAUCUUCGGUAAGCUCAUCCAAGGGUAACUGGUGGUACUAAUAAGGCCAAGCCAUCAUUGGCCGCUGCUUGUCCGGAGAGGAUCCGCGUCCCGCACCUCCUGCUGCGUGGUCGCCUG